This is a messenger RNA of Mytilus trossulus (common blue mussel), 671 nucleotides long. RefSeq lists its product as uncharacterized. The coding region runs from base 106 to 570 and encodes 154 amino acids. The record is from RefSeq and is a predicted model, not a curated record. The transcript is spliced from 4 exons. NCBI's taxonomy places the organism in Eukaryota, Metazoa, Mollusca, Bivalvia, Mytilida, Mytilidae.
UGUUUACAUGCAUUCUUUGGAAAUUAACCAAAUGUUUACUUCGGAGAAUUGGGAACAAGGAAGUAUAUAAGUUAGAUUGACGGUCAGUUAUUGAAAAACUUUAAUAUGACGGACUACUGUCAGUUUGGCGAAUGUUGGAGGAAAGCUUUGUUUGUCCAAGCACUCGUGCUGUUUUGUUUUUCUGUAUCCAGUAUAGUUGUGGCUUUAGUGUAUGCUUCGGAUUGUCCACACGAAGGCUAUAGACUACCGUUCUUUCUGUUAGCUGCCGGACUGGUUGGCCUGUUUGAUGCUGUAAUGAUUUUCUUUUCCAACACCCUCUGGAGUAGUUACAAAAGUUUUCGAUGUGAAGGAAGCAAGGAAACAGUCAAGUGUGUUAAUGGAAUUACUGGAGCUUUGUCCUUCGUGUUUUUCAUCUUUGUCUUUGUUGGGUUGGUAUAUGGUGCUUCAGCCGAUAAUGAUUCUACGCAAUGUCUCGAUGUUGUGUGGAAAUUUACAUUGGCCAUGUGCAGUUUAGGAUUGAUUUCCUUUAUAUUGCUUGGCUGUGUGUGCAUGUUUAAAGGCGGUGACUGAUAAACAAGAUUGUCACUUGUAAUGUGAAAUGUCAUGGUUUAAUGUACUACUUCCAUUUACACAUAAUAAAGCCAUACUAGUUGUUUCAACUGUCAACUUUU